AUGUUCGCAAAGAUCGUCGUCGUUUUGGUUCUCGUGGCUCUCGCUGUGGCUGCUCCGUCACAACCUGUGUACAGCUCUGCCCCUGAGCCCACAUACGAGGAACCUACCAAGCAUGACUUCAACUAUGCGGUAAGGGACGACUACUCUGGCAACGACUUCGGCCACCAGGAAGCUCGCAACGACUACAACACCCAGGGAACUUACUAUGUCCUCCUUCCUGACGGUCGUCUACAGAAGGUCACCUACACUGUCAACGGCGACUCUGGCUACGUAGUUGAGGUCAGCUAUGAGGGUGAGCCCCUGUAUCCUGAGUACAAGCCUACCCCUGUCUACGAACCUGCUCCUGCCUACAAGCCUGCCCCUGUUUACGAACCUGCACCUGCUUACGAACCUGCACCUGCCUACGACCCUGCACUUACCUACGAACCUGCCCCAGUCUACACGCCUUCUCCAGCCUACGAACCCGCUCCUUCCUACAAGCCAAUUCCGGCCUACGUUUAAUUUAUAUUGUACGUCAGCUACUAUCUAUUUUUAUUAAUAAAUACAGUACAGUAUCUCUUCCAGUUCCUCUAGAACCUCCUUAACAUCUAUGAUUAGUGCCAACAAGAGUGUAACGUUUUUAAU
Messenger RNA from Penaeus monodon (black tiger shrimp), 624 nucleotides. Its product is annotated as adhesive plaque matrix protein-like. The transcript has 3 exons. The record is from RefSeq and is a predicted model, not a curated record. Bases 1 to 501 code for a protein of 166 amino acids. Lineage: Eukaryota; Metazoa; Arthropoda; Malacostraca; Decapoda; Penaeidae. Gene Ontology annotation, cellular component: extracellular matrix.